This is a messenger RNA of Lethenteron reissneri (Far Eastern brook lamprey), 4717 nucleotides long. It is a transcript of the gene PHKB, whose product is annotated as phosphorylase kinase regulatory subunit beta. Gene Ontology annotation, molecular function: calmodulin binding. The record is from RefSeq and is a predicted model, not a curated record. NCBI's taxonomy places the organism in Eukaryota, Metazoa, Chordata, Hyperoartia, Petromyzontiformes, Petromyzontidae. Gene Ontology annotation, biological process: glycogen metabolic process. Gene Ontology annotation, cellular component: phosphorylase kinase complex.
GUCAGUCUGGGCCAGAAGCUUUGCGAGGUCGGUCGAGUUGUCGGCGGCAUGGCCGAAGUGUCUGUGCCCAGGCCGAUGAAGGUGAAAUUUGUCCGAGCAGAUUAGAUUUACUAACGCGCUUGCUCGCUAGAAUCAGGCUUCCAAUGGCAUCCGCUCGCGCAAACCACAGUCAGGAGCGGCUGGGUUCGCAGGAUGCUGAGGGGCAAGGCGUGCCCCAGUUCCAAGCCGUGUCCGUUUAUGAGCCCAUUAAGUCUGCGGACCUGCCUCGUGCGGACACCGAGGCACACUGGGACAAGCUGGACCGACACUACAGGGCAGUGAAGGCGACUAUCCUGCAGUUUCAGAGUCCCACCACGGGGCUGUUUCUGACCAAGACCGGCGGGGAGAACAACGAGUCCAAGGUUCGAGACAGCCUGUACUGCGCAGCGAGCGUUUGGGCCCUCUCCAUCGCCUACAGGCGCCUGGACGAUGACAAAGGAAGGACCCAUGAGCUGGAGCACUGCGCUGUCAAGUGUGUCCGAGGCAUCCUUUACUGCUACAUGAGGCAGGCUGACAAGGUGGAGCAAUUCAAGCAAGAUCCAUGCCCAUUCAAGUGUCUGCACUCGAUAUUCAACGCGGAGACCGGCGAUGUGGUGUACUCCUACAAGGAGUACGGGCACCUUCAGAUUGAUGCUGUGUCACUCUUCCUCCUCUAUCUGGUGGAAAUGAUUGCAUCCGGCCUUCAGAUCAUCUACAGCACAGAUGAGGUCGCGUUUGUUCAGAACCUGGUGUACUGCGUUGAGAGGGCUUACCGCGUGCCGGAUUACGGAAUGUGGGAGCGCGGCAGCAAGUACAACAACAACAGCACGGAGCUGCACUCCAGUUCUGUAGGUUUGGCCAAAGCUGCUUUGGAGGCUAUUAACGGCUUCAACCUCUUCGGGAAACAGGGCUGCUCCUGGUCGGUGAUCUUCGUGGACUUGGACGCCCACAAUCGUAACCGCCAGACGCUGUCGUCUCUCCUGCCACGGGAGUCUCGCUCCCACAACACGGACGCGGCGCUGCUGCCCUGCAUCGGCUACCCGGCGUUCGCCGUGGACGACGAAGCGCUGCUGGGCCAGGCGCUGGACAAGGUGUUGCGCAAGCUGCAGGGCCGCCACGGUUUCCGCCGCUUCCUGCGCGACGGCUACCGCACCGCGCUGGAGGACAAGAGCCGGCGCUACUACAAGCCGGCCGAGAUCAAGCUUUUUGAUGGCAUCGAAUGUGAAUUCCCUCUCUUCUUCAUCUACAUGAUAAUUGAUGGGGUGUACCGAGGACGUCCUGAGCAAGUGAGCGAGUAUCAGGACUUACUGAAGCCACUGCUCUUUCAGACAUCUGCAGGCCAUGCCGUCGUUCCCAAGUAUUACUACGUCCCCAACGACUUCAUCGAGGCGGAGAAGAAAAUGCCGGGCAGCCAGAAACGCUUCCCCAGCAACACCGGAUCAGACGGUCGCCUCUUCCUGUGGGGUCAGGCCCUCUACUGCAUUGCCAACCUGCUGGUCGAGAGGCUGCUGAGCCCGUACGAGCUGGACCCCGUGCAUCGCUUUGUUGCCAUUGAGGAUCGGCGCAACAUCAGCAUGAGAUACUCGAACCAGGGAGAGCUGGAGAAUGACGUGGUCGUGCACUUGGCCCUCAUUGCUGAAAGCCAGAGACUGCAGGCGUUCCUGAACACCUACGGGAUCGCGACGCAGACGCCCUCUCAAGUGGAGCCCAUUCAGAUUUGGCCUCAACACGAGCUCGUCAAGGCCUAUCAGUACCUGGGAGUGAACGAAAAACUGGGACUCUCUGGGAGACCCGAUCGCCCUCUGGGCUGCCUUGGGACAUCAAAGAUUUACCGGAUCCUGGGGCAGACGGUGGUGCCGUGUCCGCUCGUGUUCGACCUGAGUGAUUUCUACAUGUCCCAAGAUGUCAUGCUCCUCAUCGAUGACAUCCUGAAUUCGCUGCAGUUCAUUAAGCACAACUGGAAGAUGCACGGACGGCCCGUCUUCCUGGUCAUCAUUAGGGAAGAUAACAUCAGGGGGAGCCGAUUCAACCCAGUGCUGGACAUGCUGGCCUCCUUCAAGCAAGGCAGCCUCGAAGGGGUCAAAGUUCGCAUUGAUCGACUGCAGACACUCAUUUCUGGAGCAGCUAUGGAGCAGCUCGACUUUUUGCGCAUCAACGAUGACGAACCGGUCCCCGAGUUCCAGAGGCUGGAGGAGCUCUCCGUGCCCAAGCACCUACGGGUCAAGCGUCAGUCGAGCACGCCCAGCGCCAGCGAGAUGGAGCAGCAGGCCGAUCUGUCGCCGGCCGAGUGGGCCGCCACCGACACGGCGCACAUCCUCAUGAAGCUCAGCGACGUCAGCUGUCUGGCCAGCCAGGCCAUGCUGCUUGGAAUUCUUCUGAAGCGGGAGGGGGCCGCUUUCAUCACCGGGGAAGGCACGGUGAUGGAUCACUUGGAAAGAAUCUACCGCGCAGCCGGGAGUCGCAAGCUCUGGUCUGUUGUGCGGCUCACCGCAAGCCUGUUAGAUAAGGUUGUGGACAGCCUUGCCCCGUCCAUUACUAACGUCCUAGUGCAUAGCAAACAGGUGACCUUGGGCACGUUCGGCCACGAGGAAGUGAUCAUCUCCAACCCGCUGUCGCCGUCGGUGAUCAAGCGGCUGCUCUACGACGCCUGCCGCCACCUGGACCCGCGCGAGGCCGUGCUGCAGCAGGAGCUGGUCAUCCACAUUGGCUGGCUCAUCUCCAACUCGCCGCAGCUCUUCCGCGGCAUGCUAAAGCUGCGCAUCGGGUGGAUGAUCCACGCGAUGAAGCACGAGCUGAAGGUGCGAGCGGACGAGCCGCACGGGGCGCAGGACCUGUACACGCUGUCGCCCAGCGCCGUCAAGCAACUGCUGCUCGACGUCCUGCAGCCCCAGCAGCUCAGCAGGGCUUGGGAGAACAGACGCCACCUGGACGGGUCGCUUAACAGGACCCCGCCUGGGUUUUACGACCGCGUGUGGCAAGUUCUCGAGCGCACGCCCGGGGGCAUCAUGGUGUCGAAGAAGAUCCUUCCGCAGCAACCGACCCUGUCGGACAUGACUAUGUACGAGAUGAACUUCUCUCUGCUGGUGGAGGACAUCCUGCAGAACAUUGUGGAGCCAGAAUACCGGCAGAUCAUCGUGGAGCUGCUCAUGGUGGUGUCCGUGGUGCUGGAGAGGAACCCAGAGUUGGACUUCCAGGACCCCGUCGACCUCGACGCGCUCGUCAAGGAAGCCGUCGCCAACUUCCAGAAGGACCAGAAGAGCGAGGGGCUGUCGGAGAAGAAGAACGACGGCAUGCUGGCGUUCUACAACAUCUCGCCGGUGGGCAGGCACAGCACGGCCAGCUACCUCACCCGCGCCGUCCUCGAUCAGCUCCUGCAAGGCGAACUCAAGACGCUCAACCCCGACGACCCCUGCCUCAUCAGCUGAUUUCCCACGGCCGCCAGCUCCCUUACUCCAGCGCCGCCGUCAACGGUUGCCCGCCGCCCGAUUUGGUCCAAACCUCGCAUCUGUUUGGCCGCUGCCACCGCGUUGUAUUAUGCCGCGUGUAUUUAAGGCGAAUUGAGCGGAUGAGCCGUGCCACUGAGUUCAAAGGGGACUUUUUGUGGUGCACCGUGAGCUUUCGACGUAACAUUUCUGCGAGUUAAAAUGAAAUUUUUAAAAAAGUUCAUCGGUGGGAGCUAAAAUCGAAAUACUUCCGUAGAAUUAUGUGCAUUGCUUACAGAUGUAGCAGGUAAACAUUGCAGCGUACGCAUGCAAGCUCGUGCAUACGUGCACAUGUACAGGUGUGCAUGCUUUAGUACAAAACAUACUGUACCCACGUGAAUAUAGGUGCAUGCAUGAUAUGAGGGUCCACCAAAAUCUGUUAAGGAGCUGUUACCAAACGGGUCGCAAGCAAACUUAUGUCGGGAUGUUUUUUUGAGCCCCAAGCACAAACAGCGAUGUUAAAUUGCGUGAGGCUCACGGUGCGGUCGUUGUUAAAAAGAGUAAAACUGGCAGCGAAACGUGCGUUACUUUAAAGCACCAUUCUCAGAUUUGUUGAAGGCCCCUCGCACACCCUGCUUCAUUGUCAUUUCUCAUUAACCGGCAUUCCUCUCCACGCACCCUCCGCUCCGGCAACCAAUGCUUUCUGUUAAGGCCUCCAAGUUAUCCUUCGCUCACUGGGAAGGGGUCACCCUUUCUCCCCUGCUGCCCCUACUGUCUGAAACUCCAUGCACCACAGCCAUCCUCGCUGUCGACUCCCUGCCACUGUUCAAUCGCCACUCCUCCCUAUCAUCAUUAAUUAAUCAUGCCCUCUGUUCUGUAGAGCGUCUUGAUACGUGGUUUGACAUUGCAAUACAAUUACAAUAAUACUUGGAAUUACAUAAGGUGUAAAUGCGUCCACAUCUGAGGUCACUCGACAGAGACCAUGGCUUUAUUAUCUUGGAGAGGCAGGCAGUAAGGCGAGCGGGGCGUGGGGGAGUCAAGGCCUUGAGCCGAUGGGGGCAGGAAGUCAAGAGCACGUGGGACUGGGUGGGGGGUGGACGGAGUUCCAAACUAUAGGGGUAGCAGAGGUGAUUGAUUCGUGUAGAUGCUAUAUAAAUGCAAAUUGCGUUGCAUUCCAGUGCUAACAGAGAGGUCCAGUUCUUCUUACAGAGGGAGUGAGAUCAUUUCACGGGGGGUUUCUGGGAAAAUUCGCAAGUCACCGUGGCCACGUAUGACAU